Messenger RNA from Saccharomyces mikatae IFO 1815, 1188 nucleotides. It is a transcript of the gene NSR1, whose product is annotated as Nsr1p. Gene Ontology annotation, cellular component: cytosol. Lineage: Eukaryota; Fungi; Ascomycota; Saccharomycetes; Saccharomycetales; Saccharomycetaceae. The transcript has a single exon. Gene Ontology annotation, molecular function: mRNA binding. The coding region runs from base 1 to 1188 and encodes 395 amino acids. The record is from RefSeq and is a predicted model, not a curated record.
AUGGCUAAGACUACUAAAGUAAAAGGUAACAAGAAGGAAGCUAAAGCUUCCAAGCAAACGAAAGAAGAAAAGGCUGCGACAGUAUCUUCCUCCUCAUCUUCCUCCUCAUCUGAGUCCGAAUCCUCAUCUUCAUCUUCAUCCUCUGAAUCUGAAUCCGAUUCUUCUUCAUCCUCUUCUGAAAGCGAAAGCGAAGCUGAAACCAAGAAGGAAGAGUCCAAGGACACUUCUUCAUCUGAAUCCUCUUCCGACGAAGAAGAAGAGGAAGAAACCAAGAAAGAAGAAUCUAAAGAAUCUUCUAGUUCUGAUUCAUCUUCAUCUGACAGCGAGAGCGAAAAGGAAGAAUCCAAUGACAAGAAGCGUAAAUCCGAAGACUCUGAGGAAGAAGAAGAAGAAGAAUCUUCUAACAAGAAGCAAAAAAACGAAGAAAGUGAAGAACCUGCUACUAUCUUCGUCGGUAGACUAUCAUGGUCCAUUGAUGAUGAAUGGUUGAAGAAGGAAUUUGAACACAUUGGCGGUGUUAUCAGUGCCAGAGUUAUCUAUGAAAGAGGUACCGAUAGAUCUCGUGGUUAUGGUUACGUUGAUUUCGAAAACAAAUCUUAUGCUGAAAAGGCCAUUCAAGAGAUGCAAGGUAAGGAAAUUGAUGGUAGACCAAUUAACUGUGACAUGUCCACAAGCAAACCAGCUAGUAACAACAACAAUGACCGUGCAAAGAAAUUUGGUGACACUCCAUCUGAGCCAUCCGACACCUUAUUCUUGGGUAACUUAUCCUUCAACGCUGAUAGAGACGUUAUCUUCGAAUUGUUCGCUAAACACGGUGAAGUUGUUUCCGUUCGUAUUCCAACACAUCCAGAAACUGAGCAACCAAAGGGUUUCGGUUACGUUCAAUUCUCCAACAUGGAGGAUGCCAAGAAGGCUCUAGAUGCUUUGCAAGGUGAAUACAUCGACAACAGACCAGUCAGAUUAGACUUCUCCUCUCCAAGACCAAAUAACGAUGGUGGCCGUGGUGGUAGCCGUGGUUUCGGUGGUCGCGGCGGUGGUCGUGGCGGUAACCGUGGUUUCGGUGGCCGUGGUGGUGCUCGUGGUGGCCGUGGUGGUUUCAGACCAUCUGGUUCUGGUGCCAAUACUGCUCCAUUGGGCAGAUCAAGAAACACUGCUUCUUUCGCUGGUUCAAAGAAAACAUUUGAUUAA